Messenger RNA from Daldinia caldariorum, 1021 nucleotides. RefSeq names its product putative ribosomal protein Rps8bp. The transcript is spliced from 3 exons. NCBI's taxonomy places the organism in Eukaryota, Fungi, Ascomycota, Sordariomycetes, Xylariales, Hypoxylaceae. Gene Ontology annotation, biological process: maturation of SSU-rRNA from tricistronic rRNA transcript (SSU-rRNA, 5.8S rRNA, LSU-rRNA); translation. The coding region runs from base 150 to 758 and encodes 202 amino acids. The record is from RefSeq and is a predicted model, not a curated record. Gene Ontology annotation, cellular component: ribosome; cytosolic small ribosomal subunit. Gene Ontology annotation, molecular function: structural constituent of ribosome.
ACUAAACGAAGGUUUGCAAAUUCACUUUGAUUGAAUUUUGUGAGCCUCCUUCAACUUUUCAUUCUCGCGAAAAUUCAAACUCCGAGCGCUUCAUCACCACCCUCAAUUCCCUUUUCGAUUGCCAACUGCUUUAGCCAGAAACAGCAAUCAUGGGUAUCUCUCGCGACUCCCGCCACAAGCGCUCCGCCACCGGUGCCAAGCGUGCCUUUUACCGGAAGAAGCGCGCUUUCGAGGCCGGCCGACAGGAGGCCAACACCCGUAUCGGCCCCAAGCGAAUCCACACCGUCCGCACCCGCGGCGGCAACCACAAGUACCGUGCCCUGCGUCUCGACACCGGUAACUUCGCCUGGGCCUCCGAGGGUGUCACCCGCAAGACCCGUGUCAUCGUUGUCGCCUACCACCCUUCCAACAACGAGCUGGUCCGAACAAACACCCUGACCAAGUCCGCCGUCGUCCAGAUCGAUGCCGCUCCCUUCCGUCAAUGGUACGAGAGCCACUACGGCCAGUCCCUCGGCCGCAGACGCCAGCAGAAGUCCGGCAAGGAGGAGGAAGUCGUGAAGAAGAGCAAGGCUGUCGAGCGCAAGCAGGCCGAACGAUACGCCGCCACUGGCAAGGUCGAGGCUGCCCUUGAGAAGCAGUUCGAGGCCGGUCGUCUAUACGCAGUCAUUGCCAGCCGACCGGGCCAGAGCGGUCGUGCGGACGGAUACAUCCUCGAGGGCGAGGAGCUGGCUUUCUACCAGCGUAAGCUACACAAGUAGAGGGUGAGCGGAUGAAGAAGAAGAAAAAGAAGGAGAAGGAAAGCAGAGGGUUAGGUUAUGAGGGCACUGCAAAAUACCACGCGCGAUGGCACCGGUGUUCAUGGAUUCUAUUCAUCUUCGGCAACGGAAAGGGGAUCGCGUUUGCUAGGUUCUGAUCAAUAAAAGAUCACCAAGAGAGGCUUGCCAGUGUCAAUUGCCACGAUAGUCACGUUUAUGUGAAAUGCUAUUCUUCUUUAAUGUUAACGCUGUGAUUCUUGCCCCGA